GUGCACGGUCAACGGAGUAUAAACGUUCGCUUUCAUGAGAAGAGUCAGCACAUGUUAGCAGACAGGCGCUUCAACACACAGGCUUCGUACGCUCGAGGAAGAACGAAUCGCAACGAACAGCAGAGGUUUGGAAGACGGUGGUGAAGGCAAAAGUGGAUCAGCUGCAGUAUGUCUAAAACCGAAAAAGUUUACAGAUAUGGAGAGCGUGGUUCCGGUAUCAAGACAAAGAAUGGGAUGCCUCAAUAUUACGAGAAGAUCAUACGGAAGUGCUUGGACGAAAACAAGCUCUUCGAGGACCCUGAGUUUCCCUGCCAAGAUUCCAGCAUCCGCAUGAAGGAUCAAAAAGGAGAGAUUGUUUGGAAGAGGCCCCAUGACAUUGUGAAGAAGCCGAGGUUCUUCGUGGAGGGCGUCAGCAGGGAUGAUGUUCGCCAAGUGGGUAUUGGUAACUGCUGGUUCGUGGCCGCGCUGGCCUCACUGACUCAGCGCAAGGUGCUUUUCGACCGUGUUGUGCCCCGGGGCCAGAGCUUCAAGGAGGGCUUGUACGCCGGCGUGUUUCACUUUGUUUUCUGGAACAACAACCGUUGGGUGGACGUUGUCAUUGACGAUAGGCUUCCGAUGUUGAAAGAAGGAGGAGGCUACCUGGGUAUCAAGUCCGGCGACGAAAAUGAGUUCUGGAGUGCCCUGGUGGAGAAGGCGUACGCCAAGUUAAACCGAUCGUAUGGAGUUCUGGAAGGAGGCACAGGCACGGAUGCGCUGACAGAUUUCACCGGUGGAAUCCCUGAGCAGAUCCUUGGGGUCCCGCUGCCUAAGGACACUUGGCGCAUCAUGAAGAGGGCCCUCGAAAGAAAGUCCAUAAUGACAGCCUCCUUCGUGACGCUAUCAGGAGGAGACGACGAUGAUGCGGUCAGAGAAAUUAAACGGAACGACGGUCUUUUCGCAGGACACGAGUACAGCGUCACCGGCAUAGCACAGUUCAGCUUAGAAGACACAGAAAAUUUAGUGAGGCUGAUUCGUCUCCGCAACCCAUGGGGACGAAGUGAAUAUAAUGGGCCUUGGAGCGACGUUUCGAAGGAGUGGAAGAAAGUCUCACAGGCCAAGCUUGAGGAAUUGGGCGUUAUUGUCCGAGACGACGGAGAGUUCUGGAUUGAAGAGGAAUAUUUCCGGAAUCGCUUCAUAAUGGUGGACAUGUGUCACUUGGAGCCCGGCAGUGUUGAGGAAGACCCUGACACAAAGCGUUGGGAAACAGCAACCUUCGAAGGAAGCUGGGUGACAGGAGUCAGCGCAGGAGGAUCUGACAGCGGAAACGACAAAUACGGCACCAACCCGCAGUACCUGGUAACUCUUCGAGAGCCUGACAGCGAAGACCAGGAUGGGGAAUGUUCUAUGCUGCUGUCCCUCAGACAAAAGACCGAACGGGAAAAGGGCUGGAGAAGCAUCGGAUUUGCUAUUUAUGAGGUAGAAGACCCAGAAUCAUGUGAGAAACCUCUACCCAUUCAGUACCUGCGUGACCAUACCUUCGUCGAGGUGGUUGAACCUCUGCCACAUCGAGACUUGACCAAGCGGCUACGCGUUUUGCCGGCAACAUACUGCAUUGUGGUGUACACGGAAGAAGCUGACACUGACUGCGGCUUCGUGUUACGUGUAUUCACUGAACAAAAGAGCGAGUGCAGAGAAUGUGAUGGCAGUAAUGUGUGCGUUCCUAAGCCACUGGAAACCAACGAAGGAGGCGACACAAAGGAGGAAGAAAUCCCGCAGUACUUCAAUAAGAUCUACAAAGAAGUUACAGGCCAUAAGGAAGCAGCGAGUCCGGGCGAUCUUCACGUGAUUCUGAGAAAAGUUUUCCAAGAAGAGAACCUGCAGGUCGACUUUCCCCUGGAUGUGUGUAGGACGAUGGUGGCUCUCUUGGACAAAAACUUGACAGGAGAACUGGACGAGAAUGAAAUUGUGGCGCUCUAUGCAUACCUCAAGAAAUGUCAGCGAGCAUACCAGAAGUACGACCAAAGCUGCACUGGUUUCUUGACCACCUACCAGCUGAGGAACGCUUUGCGCCUAGCAGGUUGUUAUGUUAACUUACAUGUGUUGAAGGCCCUGGUGAUGCGGUACGGUCGGCAGAACAAGAUCGGCUUUGUGGAUUACAUGGCCUGCGCCGUGAAGGUCGCUUGCAUGGAAGAAAUUUAUUCCGAGCACGCGAAUGAAGACCGCAACGUGGUGCUUUCACUGAACGAGUGGAUGGAAGCUACCAUGUACUGCUAAAUGAGUGUUGCCAAGAGGACACGUCACUUUUGAAGCUCGAACAUGGAGCGUUAAGUCCUUUGUAACGUUCCUAAUCUAUAUUGAUAAUGACAAAUAAUAAUUCGUGUCCGUGCUUCUCUGAGAAAGUUAAAAAUAAUAAUAAUCUGUACUUUUGCAUAAAAUCGACAACAGUCCCCAAUGCUAUAGGAUCAAAGGAGUAACAACAGACGACACAGAAGACACACACUGAUAUUUGUCCUGUCUGUUGUCUAGUGAACUAGAAAUGAAAUUACACCGACUUCACCAUAACAAGCUAAAAAAUUACUUAAACAGACGUUCAAUGUCCCAUCCAGGAGACAUCAUCAGUGCGAGCACACACACGAGGGAAUGACAACCAAAUCGCUAUUUGAGGAGGUCGCUAUGCACUCUACAGAACUUCAUCGCAUAGCACGUUGUGCGCCAACCAUUGCCAAGAAUGAUAGGGUUAUCACUUCGGAUUCGAGGAGAGAUGGAGGCGUACGCCCUUUUGUAGCAAUUUUCAUCUGUCCAAAUUGCAACAAAAAGGCGUAUGCCCACCUCUCACUUCGAAUCGGACCCGAUAACCAUAUCACUCGUGGCAAUGGUUGGCGCACAGAUUGCUAUGCGGUAAGGUAUUGUUUUUAGAGUGUACGUCUCUGAGAGAGGGCCACGGUUCACAUUGCACGCAAGUGGGUCACGUCGAAUACGUAUACCACACUCUUAAAAAUGAACCUCACCGCAGAGCACGCUCCUAGCCAACCAUCAUUUGG
Molecule: messenger RNA, 3020 nt
Organism: Ornithodoros turicata
Lineage: Eukaryota; Metazoa; Arthropoda; Arachnida; Ixodida; Argasidae
Product: calpain-A-like
Exons: 20
Coding region: 169-2253 (694 amino acids)
Biological process (GO): proteolysis
Cellular component (GO): cytoplasm
Molecular function (GO): calcium-dependent cysteine-type endopeptidase activity; calcium ion binding
Source: RefSeq, a predicted model, not a curated record